UCGUUUUACAUUUUUAGAACAUAUUUGAAAAUUUGAAAGUCAUUCCAAAGAUCAGAGUAAAUACGAAUGGCAGGAACUGCAACGGAUCCUGCAAUAGUUUGAUUGGUCAAUGAAAUACAGUUCAUCAUGGAGUACGUCGAUGCUGCAAAAAGUGAAAGCAACGACAACUCUUGUAACUCAACUUCUUAUACUGAAUUAGUAUCAAACACAAAUUCUAAUGAAAAUUUAUUGAUAGAAACAAAAGAUUCAUCAUCAAAAUAUGAAAUUCAAGAUAUACAAAAAACAGAUAGUAAUAUUGCAACUACCUCGCAAGAUCCACCCCAAGAGAAUAUAGACUUCAAAGUAAUUUAUAAUAAACAAAGGAUUAAUGUAAAUUUUCCACUUGAUGGUACAGUGGCAGAAUUAAAGGCUCAUCUUCAAAACAUCAUAUCUGUGCCUCAAGCUAUGCAAAAAGUUAUGAUUAAAGGAUUAGCCAAAGAUGAACAAACAUUAAGAAGUUUGGGUGUCACAAAAGGUGCCAAAGUUAUGGUAGUAGGAUCAAAAUUAGAUGAUGUAUUAGCCAUUUCAAUUCCAACAAAGCAGGAUUUAUCAGAUGAAGCGGCUUCCACUACAAAUAAGGAACCUUUAUCUCAACAGAAAAUGCAUAGGAAAGUAUUAGAUAAAGGUAUGCCAGAUGAUGUGAUGCCUGGUAUAUUAGAUAGUAAGGAACCACUACCAGAAUUUCCAUUGGCUGGCAUGUUAAAUAAAUCUGGUGGUAAAGUUAGAUUAACAUUUAAAUUGGAACAAGAUCAACUUUGGAUUGGUACAAAAGAAAGAACAGAUAAAAUACCUAUGAAUUCCAUAAAAGGUGUACACAGUGAACCAAUACAUGAUCAUCCAGAAUAUCAUAUUAUGGCUAUACAACUAGGCACGACUGAGGCUUCGAGAUAUUGGAUAUAUUGGGUUCCUGCGCAAUAUAUAUCGGCUAUAAAAGAUGCUAUUCUUGGCAAGUGGUGCUACUUCUGAUCAAAUAUUGAAGGAAAUUUCUGUCUUUUCAAAAACAAAGCGUAAUCAGGUGUAAGCAUUGAUACAAACACGACUGUACUAGUCACACAUUUUUAACAGUAAGUAACUUAUUUUGCGUUGGAUAAUAAUUGAUAUGUUCUAAUAAAAAUAUUCUAUUAAGGAAAUUUUCUUAGAUAAUUUUUAAUUUUGUUAAAAAUAAUGGUAAAAUUAUUUUAUAGAAAUUGACUUGUAUUUAAAUAUACUUUAAAAUCGUAAUUUCUUAAAAAAAUGUUUAUAUGAUAUUGUGAUUUUUCGAUUUAUUAACAUUUUUUAAUAUAUUGAAUUGAUACUGUAACUGUAACUUUUCUCUCUUGAUUUCUCUGAAUCAUAUGUAAGAUUUGUAAAUAUAAUAAGUUUUUUUAAGUUUUAAAAAAAAUAUGUUUAUAUUUAAAAAAACAUUUUAUUAUAUUAGGGAAAAAAAAUUAUCAUUUUAACGAACAAAGGUUUUUUGAUUCUUACAAAAAUAUAUUUAUAUUAAAAAAAAUGUUUUAUUAUUUUAAGAAAAAAAAGAAUUGUCAUUUAAAAGACCAGAUAAAAGCAUUUCAUCUUUUUUGUUUAUUUAAAUAGGAAAACUUAAAUUUUAAAAAUAAAAGUGAAAUAUUUGUAAAAUUACAUUUAUAGGAGGAAGUGAAGAAAGAAGUUAUGAUGUUGCAUUUACAAUCUUUUGAAGUUCGUCGAGAAAUAAUUCAACUUUUACUAUAUUUAACAAUAUUAAAUAUAAUAUAUAGAUUAAAAUUAUAAUAAUUUAAAUAUUCAAAAAAAUGAAUUGUUUCAUAUUUUUAUAAAUUUAUUUUCUUAAAUGUUACAUUAAAGACAAAAUUGUUGCAAAUUAAUUUGACUUAAUUAAAAAACAAUUAAAGAGUACGAAUUAUAAAUAGCAUUCAUCAAAUUGCAAUAAAUUAAGUUAUCAAGAAAUAUAGUCCGCAUUUUAUAUGAAUAAAAAAUGUAAUAAUAGGAAUGUUCGAUUAAAAAACAACGAAUUUGUCAAAAUAUAAUUGCACACGUCUUGAUAUUGGCCUACAUAUAAGACAAAAAAUUGUCUAAGAGAAUAUGAAUUAUGUCAAAAUUUUAUUAUAUUCUAAAAUUCAAGUGGACUGUAUAUCUCGACGAGCGUAAAUUAUUACAUUAGUAUUAUAACUGCUGUAAAUUAGGUUUUAUACUGUAUAACAUGUACAACUGAAAAAAUGAGAAUUUGGAAACAACAAAUCAAACUUGUAUUUAUUAUAAUAUCUAUAUGGAAUUCAUAACUAUUUGCACAUUUGAAAAAUUCAAUGUCCAUUUAAAAUAAGACUUGUACAUCAUGUUGUGUGAUUUGAUAAAAAAUAAACAAUUUUAAGUCUU
Apis cerana (Asiatic honeybee) is the source of this 2385-nucleotide messenger RNA. Its product is annotated as ubiquitin domain-containing protein UBFD1. The record is from RefSeq and is a predicted model, not a curated record. Gene Ontology annotation, molecular function: cadherin binding; RNA binding. NCBI's taxonomy places the organism in Eukaryota, Metazoa, Arthropoda, Insecta, Hymenoptera, Apidae.